AUGAAUCCAAUGUGGAAAGUUUACAAGAGCAAAGUGCUGAAGACUCUUAACCCCGAGUAUGAGGAGGACACUGCUGAAGAGGUACAGAAUGUCACAGAGGUAGAGAAUGAUAUAAGCCCCGUGCAGGAGGAUGAGGGACCCAACGCUGUAUCCCAGCUGGCCAAGAAAAUGCAGGGGGCCGGGUCUAAAAGCUGGAACAGGCUAUCGACUCUCUUCAACAAAGAGGAUGAACAUCAGCUUCUAGAGGAGACUGAGAGCCCGCCAGUCCCCGACCAUCCACUUGCAGUAAAGCCAGAGGAGCCUCCUCGACCCACUAAGCGCACAGCAUUCUGGGAUAGCUUUGCGUCCAACUGGGCUGCCAAGAAGCAGGCGGAAGCUGCAGCCGCUGCUGCUGCGGCGAACGAGGCAGCGGCAGGUCAGGGUGAGGAGGGGGUGACAGAGGCCGUAGGGGAGGAGAGCCAGGAGGUGCAGAUCCCUCAGGGAGAGGAGAGAGGGAGCGAGGACACAUCCUUCAAGUGGAACUUUGUCACCAGCAAGCUGGCAGAGCUGAAGACCAAGAGCAACUAG
Cottoperca gobio is the source of this 567-nucleotide messenger RNA. RefSeq lists its product as uncharacterized. The record is from RefSeq and is a predicted model, not a curated record. Bases 1 to 567 code for a protein of 188 amino acids. Gene Ontology annotation, biological process: spermatogenesis. Lineage: Eukaryota; Metazoa; Chordata; Actinopteri; Perciformes; Bovichtidae. The transcript has 5 exons.